Fragaria vesca subsp. vesca is the source of this 543-nucleotide messenger RNA. RefSeq names its product ribonuclease 3-like. Gene Ontology annotation, cellular component: extracellular region. Lineage: Eukaryota; Viridiplantae; Streptophyta; Magnoliopsida; Rosales; Rosaceae. The transcript is spliced from 2 exons. Gene Ontology annotation, biological process: RNA catabolic process. The record is from RefSeq and is a predicted model, not a curated record. Bases 5 to 451 code for a protein of 148 amino acids. Gene Ontology annotation, molecular function: RNA binding; ribonuclease T2 activity.
GCAGAUGUUCGCUGCCGAAAACCGUGGUUUGAGGGACUAUUUUCUGCCGCAAGCAUGGCCACAGUUGAAUGCUCGUUAUACCAACUUGGAGUUCUGGAAAUUCGAGUACGAAAAGCACGGUAUGUGCUCGGAGAACUAUCUGAAUCAGAUGGAUUAUUUCAGGAAAGCUUACUGGGCGUGGGCUCGAUUCAAUGCUUAUGUUCUGUUUGCGGCAUCGCCUAAGCAAAUCUACCCUGGCAAUUACUAUUACACAAGAGAUAUUGAAGCAGCCAUUCAGAGAGUGACCAGUGAGAAGCCUCUGCUUAUGUGCAAGAAGGUAAGAGUAGGUACGGUUGAUAGUUGUCUAUUGCAGGAGGUCAUCAUCUGUCUUGAUCGUUGGGCAGACAACGUUGUACCUUGUCGCCUUCGACUGUCAUCGUGCAACGUCCCAAUUAUAUAUUAUGGUUACUGAUUUAUGUACAACUUAAGGGUGUGAUAUUAGCUACUGCAUGUAAUAAAGGUAGAAAUGGCGAUGAUGUUUAAAAUCCAUUUCUUUGAUGUAUA